Messenger RNA from Enhydra lutris kenyoni (northern sea otter), 2776 nucleotides. RefSeq names its product tripartite motif containing 65 (gene TRIM65). Gene Ontology annotation, molecular function: zinc ion binding; protein binding. Bases 33 to 1586 code for a protein of 517 amino acids. NCBI's taxonomy places the organism in Eukaryota, Metazoa, Chordata, Mammalia, Carnivora, Mustelidae. The transcript is spliced from 6 exons. The record is from RefSeq and is a predicted model, not a curated record. Gene Ontology annotation, biological process: positive regulation of autophagy.
CCCGCCUGCGGAGCUGCGCCGAGGCCUCAGCCAUGACCGCGCCGCGGCUGGAGGACGUGCUGACCUGCUCCAUCUGCCUGGGGCUCUACGUGGAGCCGGUGACGCUGUCCUGCGGCCACAACUUCUGCGGGGCCUGCAUCGGGGACUGGGGACGCGGCUGCGACAAGGCGUGUCCGGAGUGCCGGAAGCCCUUCCCCGACGGCGCCGAGCUGCGCCGCAAUGUGGCGCUCAGCGCCGUGCUCGAGGCGAUGCGCGUCGGCCCCGGCCCGGACUCGGCCCCCGCCUCUGGCUCCGCCUUGGGCGCGCGCUGCCCCCGGCACGGGCGGCCGCUCGACCUCUUCUGCCGCACCGAGGCUCGCUGCAUAUGCAGCGCGUGCACCGUGAACGAGUGUCUCCUCCACGAGCGGGCGCUGCUGGACGAUGAGCGUCGGGAGCGCGAGGCCCAGCUGAGAGCCACGCUGGAGGUCAGCCAGCAGCAGGUGACCCAGGUGGAGAGGCAGCUGGAGGAGCUGCGGCAGCAAAGCAGCCAGAUCCAGACCUCGGCCUGCACCCUGGCCUCCGUGAUCUCGGGCAAGUUCAGCCGCCUGCUGCAGGCCCUGGAGAUGCGACGGGCCUUGGCACUGAAGGACAUCAAGGUGGCCGAGACCCAGGCACUAGCACAGGCCCAGGAUGCGGAACAGCGACUGCGGGGCCACCGGGAGGCCUUGGUUCGUUACGACCGCAGGGUCCGGGACCUCCUGCAGCAGCUGGAUGACUGCACCUUCCUCCAGGAAUCACAGCUCCUGGCCCCCCCAGCGCCUCUUGGGCCUCUGACUCCUCUGAAGUUGGACGAAGAUCAGCAGCUGGCCGGCCUGAAGGAGUCACUGAGCCAGCUGUGUGGCCUCCUCCUGGAGGAGGGGGACCGCCCCAGGGCACCUGCUGAGGCUGCUGAUUCAGGCCCCAUGGAGGGCCCAGGUCCCCUGGCACCAGUCCCAAGCCCAGUUUGUCCACUGAGGAGGAAACUCUGGCAGAAUUACCGCAAUCUGACCUUCGACCCGGACAGCGCCAAUCGCCACCUCUACGUAUCUCGGCAGGACCAGCAGGUAAAGCACCAGCACAAGCCCCGGGACCCGGCUGGGCCAAGCAGCUUUGAGCUCUGGCAGGUGCGGUGCGCCCAGAGCUUCCAGAACGGGCGACACUACUGGGAGGUGCACACAUCUAACCACUCGGUGACUCUGGGCGUCGCCUACCCAGACCUGACGCGGCGCAAGUGGGGGCCCCACACGGACAACAUCGGGCGCGGGCCCAGCUCCUGGGGGCUCUGUGUUCAGGAGGACAGGGCGCAGGCCUGGCACAACGGGGAGGCCCAGCUCCUCCCAAAGGUGUCGGGGCGGCUCCUGGGCAUGGAAUUGGACCUGGUUUCCGGCUGCCUCACCUUCUACUGCCUGGAGCCCAGGGCCCAGCGCCUGCAUACCUUCCAUGCCAUCUUCACCCAGCCCCUCUACCCUGUCUUCUGGCUCCUGGAGGGUAGGACUUUGACCCUGUGCCAUCGGCCCGAGGCCAGGCUCCCUUCGGAGCUCCAGGAAGAGGCCUCAGAGCCCAGCUGAGGAAGGAACAGGAUGGAGCUCUGGGCCAGGAACAGGUGCCACCAUACCUUUGUGCCCAAAAGCUGCCCAGACCCUAGCUUGGGGACCUGAGGCCACAGCGAUAACGGGACCAGCUUUGGGCCAGGAGAUCAACUCAGAACUAGGCUGGGCCACUUGGGAAGAGAGGUUGGGAGGGAGCCCCCAACCGGAGUUCGCUCUCCAGCAUCACUGAAGGACACGGGGACGAGAAAGGGACUAAAACAGGAGGACCCUGCCCAAGCAGAGCCCACUUCUCCACGCCGCCGCGGCAUUCUGAGGCUGUCGCGGUGCCCGUGGGCUCCUGGUCCUGCAGCGGAGCACGCGCAGUCAGGCCUCCCCACACAGUGUGGUGCAGCACACACACUCCGCGGCCCGCUGGCCUCCCGUGAAAGUGACGUAGCUCAAAGGAGUGGGGCGGUGGGCGGGAGGUUGGGGGCGGGCCACAAAGCAUGGACAAUUCCUGCAGAAAACCUAGAGAAAAGUGAUUUUUUACUUCCUUCCUCUUUUUUUUUUUCUUAACAUUUUGGUAGAUCUUAGUUGCUUUUGUACAUCCUUGUGAUUGCAUUUUAAAAACACUUGUGUUUUUUACAUUUUUUAAUUUAGCAUACCCAUUUUUCACGGUAUUAAUAUUUUCCCCUGAAUGAUAACCAUAUAAACCGUCUUUCUAAUGACCAUCAGAAUUUAUUUCCCUAAUACAGGUACCCUCCGCCCUCCAAAAGUUCAAGUUCUGCCGCUUGGCUUUCCUAAAAGACCUGCAUUAGCACGGUUCCGGAUUUCUUUUGGUUAGUGCGGACAGGUGCCAUUGGAGUCUUUUGUAAAGCAAGGUGGCAGAAGGGCAAACUUGGGCAAGCCAAGGACACUCUCUGCUGUGUGCCCUUUCUGCCUAUGAAAGCUCUCGUAAGGACACUCUACUUUUGGAUUGCUCAGGGGACCCCAUAUCAGACACGUUGGCAUUGUUUUAUUUGGGGCUGUAAAAAUUCCACCACGAUGCAUAUUUCUGAGCAGGAAGCUUUGCCCCUAUCUGUGGCUACGUAGGUAGGCUGAGUUCAUUGGAGUUACUCAACAGAAACAUAAGGGGCAUGGUUUCUGGUUUCUUCUCAGGUCGUUAUGUCAGGGUCUGCUUAAGACCCUUUCGCUCUCUCCCUCUACCCCUCCCCCCUUAAAUAAACAAA